Molecule: messenger RNA, 852 nt
Organism: Condylura cristata (star-nosed mole)
Lineage: Eukaryota; Metazoa; Chordata; Mammalia; Eulipotyphla; Talpidae
Product: taste receptor type 2 member 140-like
Biological process (GO): G protein-coupled receptor signaling pathway; detection of chemical stimulus involved in sensory perception of bitter taste; sensory perception of taste
Cellular component (GO): membrane
Molecular function (GO): G protein-coupled receptor activity; bitter taste receptor activity
Source: RefSeq, a predicted model, not a curated record
AUGGCUACACUGGAGCCAAUGGGUCAGUUGUCCGUACCCAGUAUUCUAGGAAUAAUUGCUUUUGUCAUUGGUAAGCUAGGAAACAGCUUCAUAGCCCUGGUGAACUGCAUCGACUGGGUCCAGACAAGAAAGAUCUUUUUCAUGGACAGAUUUCUCAUGGCUCUGGCAGUCUCCAGAAUUGGUUUGCUCUGGGUAAUGUUAAUGAAUUCGUAUGUAUCUAUGUUUAAUUUAGAUUUUUUUAUGACUCAAAAAAUGUUAACGACAAUUGUAAUCUUCUGGACAGUGAGCAAUCAUUUCAGCCUCUGGUUUGCUACAAGCCUCAGCAUCUUUUAUUUUCUUAAGAUAGCCAAUUUUUCUGACUCUAUUUUUCUCUAUCUCAAGUGGAGAGUUAAAAAGGUGGUCUCCAGCACACUGUUUACGCUCGUGCCCUUUGCCGUGACCCUGAUAGUUUUUCUCCUGCUAAUCUUCUCCCUGGGGAAUUAUCUCAGGAGAGUACAGCUCAAUGCCAAGGGCCCCAGAAGUGCCAGCCACAUAAAAGCCUUGCCAAGUGGGGUUGCCUUCCUGCUACUUGCUGUUUUCUUUCUGUCUCUUUCUAGGUCGUUUUGGUGCUUGGAGCUUCAAGUCAAAAAUCGGAUCACUAUGUUUUACCAAGAUGUUGGAGCUGUUUAUCCUUCGGGUCACCCGUUUGUGCUGAUUCUGGGACACCAUAAGCUGAGACAGGCCUUUCAAUCAGUGCUGGGCUGGCUGAGGUCUCGGUUCAAAGAUGAGAACCCUGUAAGCUCCUACACUAGAGAGAGGCUCAUCCUGCACGUCGUAGUUGAAAAUCAGUUAAUAAGGAAUUUUUUGACAUAA